Molecule: messenger RNA, 363 nt
Organism: Purpureocillium takamizusanense
Lineage: Eukaryota; Fungi; Ascomycota; Sordariomycetes; Hypocreales; Ophiocordycipitaceae
Exons: 3
Coding region: 1-363 (120 amino acids)
Source: RefSeq, a predicted model, not a curated record
AUGUCGUCGUCCGUGAAUCGAUACUGGAUUCCCCAUCUUGAUAUCCACAAGAAGAUCAUCACCCAGGAGCUCCAGUACCAUUUGGGCCCUCACGCAACGGUUCGGCCGUACACUCUCGAGGGAGAGGAUGGGUUUCUCAUCUCGACGCCCGGCGCUUGCCUGACCGAUGAACAAAUCGAUGACAUUUGUCGCAAGUCAAAGGAGCUUUGGGACAAGCAGAAGGCCGCCAAACUCCUAGAGAAUCCGUCAAAGGCGCUCAAGAGGCCAUUGCACCAGCCGGUGCUAGUGUCUCGCUCGAGUGAGAUCAAAGGUAGAAGCCCGAAAUCUCGGCAGCAAGCAGACCGUUGGCGGGUUGGGAGCUGA